Molecule: messenger RNA, 2121 nt
Organism: Pangasianodon hypophthalmus (striped catfish)
Lineage: Eukaryota; Metazoa; Chordata; Actinopteri; Siluriformes; Pangasiidae
Gene: c15h18orf54
Product: chromosome 15 C18orf54 homolog
Exons: 8
Coding region: 200-1648 (482 amino acids)
Source: RefSeq, a predicted model, not a curated record
CUUAGCGCAUGCGCAUGCGCGUUAAGGCGCGGUAAACUCAGCUGAUUCGAUUUUUAGCAGUUGUAGAAACAAGGCUGUUGCUAAGAGCUAACUUUUGACACUUAGUUUUUUUUUUACGUGCAAAUAAACUUUGUAAUACCUUACACAGGAUUAACGUGUUGUUACAGACUCUGGAUAAUGGUGAUACACUGCAUGGACCAUGGCGUCUGUAGAUGGUGUCCCAUCUCCGGAGUCGACCGUCACUUCGUUGCUAGCCAGUUCAGGACGACUGAGAAGCUCUUUGCACCCCGAGCCACUUCACACUAUCAGAUACAAAGACCGGCAUUAUGAGUCCGCCUCUGAUGCUCUGGACGCUUACAUCGCUGAUUUUCAAUCCUCUGUGUCGUCGGUGGGGCAGCUGGAGCUUCCGCAGGAGCAGAGCACACCUCGCCUGCUGCGCUCAGGAUACAGAAACAGAGAUGUGCUAAAAGAAAGCCUUACAGACCAAGAGUUGGACUUCUUGAAGCUUCCCACUGCUUCAAAACGCAGAGAAUCAGACCACAUCAGCAUGACCACAGAUGAUCUGCUGCUACUUCCUGUUGACGGUUCUCUUCCUGUGACCCGCACUUCAGCUUUUCUCUCUCGAUUAGAACGUUCCAGGCUAGGGCACAGCGCCAACUUGAGUGCCUGGUCUCGAUCCGGGCCUGCUGAAGCCCCAAAUAAGUCAUCAGAUUGUUCUUCUGCAUCAAGAACUCUGUGUGUGGAUGAUUUACUGAUGGGAAGUUUGAAAUUUAAGCAUGGAUCUCUGCACUCCAACUCCAAAUCCACAAAAACAAAUAAACAACGCUCUGUUUCAUCCCAUCAUCUUCCAAGAUGGAUGACCAGUUGCAAGUCAGAGAUGGCAUUUUCUGGUUUGACUAGCAUUCCUGAUCUGAAGUACCCGGCCUGGCUGGAGGAAUAUGACGUUAAUGUUAGGCCUCAGAAUGUUCCAGCGUGGGUCAACAAGCUGGAGCAGAACACUGAUGAAAGUCAUGAGGAGCUGAAAGGUCAAGAGAACCUCAUAGGUCAAACUGCUGAUAAUGGAGAACCUUUCAGAGAUGAUAAGAUCGGCUCACUUAUUCAAAGGGCGGAGGAUGUGCUGAAGUCCCCUUCAUUAGGUUUCUGUAGUUCAGGUAAAGAGCAGCGUGGCAGUCCAGGAAACACAGAGGAGCUUUUAGAGGCUGAGCGCUCAUGGGACAAUCCUCCGGUAACAUUUAAGUCUCCAGUACCAGUAGGCUGCACUGAUGAACAAAUAACUGCUGAUGAAUCUCAGACAGACACAAAAGAGAAGUCUUUAGGUUCCUUCUCUUCAGGCUACAGCAGCAGGAAACACCCUGGUCCGGUUGAAGCCCUCAAACAGAUGCUGUUUAGCCUCCAGGCUGUGGAGCAGAGAGUAACACAACAAAAAGAUGAAAUACAAAACAUUUCCAGCAGACCUGUCUCAAAUCCACUAGUACAGAUAGAGAACCAUGACAAUGAUGAGGUUCCUCAACCAGGUAUUGAAGAUUAUGAUUUAGCUCCUGGUGGACAAUCAUUAAAAAGAGCUCUGCACCACCUUGGAAGACUGAAAAACCUUGUGGAUGAAAUGAACGAGAGAAGGUCUAUAGAAAAGAAGGAGGGUGGUGUCUAGCACUAAUGUCUUAUGAUUUCCUCAGGGAAUAUCAAACGAAAUGUUUCUAUAUGUGAGUCACGUUGAGUCUGAUAUCAUUAUGAUUAUAUAGUUUAUUUAUAUUACUUUAACUGCAGUGCCUUAUGAUGACUUGUCUUAAAAAUAACAACACUAUCUCAUAGUUAUACUGUAUUUUCCAAAAGUCUGAUGUUCUGUCAUUUGCUGUUGAAUUACAAGUCAACAUCAUGAUUACCAUUUUCAGUGUAUUCUCAUCCAGUGACUGAUAAUAUUUUUUAAAUAUAUAUAUAGACCAAUGGGUGCGCAUACACUGAGUGAUAGUUAUGAAAGUAACUAAUGAUAAUUAAUAAAUGAUCUAUUCCAUUGAAUUUGUGGUCUUUAAAAAACAGUAGACAGUUUUCUUACUUUGCCUCCACCUGCCAUUUUUGUACUGUUUGUCUCAUCUCAUUUUUGAUAAUAAAAAAAGUUUAUAUUAA